GGUGGCUCCUCCUCUGCCUCCCUAGAUCGUUGGCCGAGCUGGCUGCGGAGGGAGAGCCUUUGUGCCCGGCCGGGGGAGCCCGCGACGGCUGCUGCCCGCCUGGGCCCAUUGUUUCGCCUGUCUGUCUCUUCCGGGCAGGUGCCCGCGACGCACGGGACUCGCACGUGCCGCCGCGGCUGCAGCACUGAAAGCCCGGGACGCCGGCUGGGGCGUCCCCGGGCGCGCGGCGGGAAAUGAAGCUCUUGAAGCAGUGGUGGUCGACGGGCGGUGGCCUCCUGCACCUCACCAUGCUACUGAGCUUGGCGGGGCUCCGCGUAGAUCUGGACCUCUACCUGCUGCCGCCACCGCCACCCACCCUACUCCGGGAUGAGCUACUGCUUCUAGGCGGUCCGACCCGCUCUGCUUACGCGCUCAGCCCCUUCCCAGCCUCCGGAGGGUGGGGGCGCGCCGGCCGGCUGCAUCCCAAGGGCCGGGAGCCGGACCCUACCGCGUCACUCGAGGGCCAUCUGCUCCGGGAGGUGCGCGCACUCGGAGUCCCCUUCAUCCCCCACACACGGGUUGAUGCGUGGCUGGUGCACAGUGUGGCUGCCGGGGACGCGACCGGGGCCCAUGGGCUACUCGGUGCCGCCGCCUCGUCGGGUGCCGGGGUGGACGGCGGCAGCCAGGCAGCGCCGGGAGGCGGCGGGGGCCCCCGAGCGGGUCGCAGUAGCCCUUUGGCCGCUGAGGAGGAGGAGAAGGCACCCGCGGAACCCACGGCGCAGGUGCCGGACGCCGGCGGACGCGCGAGCCAGGAGAAUGAAGUACUAAGAGAAAAGUGUGAAGGUGUGGAUGACAGAUCUGAGCAGGAGAAAAAUGAGGAAAGGGUGUCAGGCCAGAAGGAGAAAUUACAAGAGAAUAAUGGAGAUGGAAACAAAGUAGCAGAUAAAUCUGAGUGGGAGGUGGAAAAGACGACUGAAUCUAGAAAUGAGAGACAUCUAAAUGGGACAGAUAUAUCUUUCUCUCUAGAAGACUUAUUUCAGCUGCUUUCUUCACAACCUGACUAUUCUGUGGAGAACAUCUCAGAAGAUUUUCCACCUGUUCUAGGCAGUAUCAGUGAUGGCAUGAAUUCUUCCACAUAUUACAAUGUUAAUUUUACCCAGGCUAUAAGUCAUGACGUGAAUCUUCAUGAGGCCAUGUUGCUGUAUCCCAACACCACAUUUAGAAGAGAUCCAGUGGCAAGGACUUCACAGGAACAAUUUCUGCAGUGGAAUUUUCAUUCCAAUCCUGAGCGAACCCUUCCAGAAACUAAUAUAACAGGAUUUCUUCCACCCGUUGAGCAUCUAACAAGCCAAGAUCUUCUAUAUGACCUUGAUGCUAACAUAUUUGAUGAGAUAAACUUACUGUCAUUUGUCACAGAAGAAAGUUUUGAUCCAAUGGAAAUCUCUCAGCUUUUUGAAGAACCAGAAUCAGAUUCUGGCCUUUCACUGAAUUCAAGUCACCAUAGCACCUCUAUUACCAAGUGCAAUUCUUCUCACUCUGUGAGUGAUGAAGGUGCUGUAGGUUACAGUAACCUCGAUUCUCUUUCUCAUCAUGAUUUAGAAGGAGCUGUAGGAGGCUACUACCCAGAACCCAGUAAAGUGUGUCACAUGGAUCAGGGGAAUGAAACUGGUCUUCAUGGAGAUCUCACAUUUCAACACAUACUUCAUAACCACACUUACCACACACAGCCAGAUGAACCAGAACCCACUUCUGAAUCUUUUUCAUGGCCUGGGAAAUCACAGAAAGUGUAUCUCAAUGAUACAGAUAAAAGUCUGAGCCGUGACGAACAGCGUGCUAAAGAUUUGCAUAUCCCUUUUUCUGUAGAUGAAAUUGUCCGCAUGCCGGUUGAUUCUUUUAACAGCAUGUUAAGCAGGUAUUAUCUAACAGACUUACAAGUCUCACUCAUUCGUGACAUCAGACGAAGAGGGAAAAAUAAAGUUGCUGCCCAGAACUGUCGUAAACGUAAAUUAGACAUGAUUUUGAAUCUAGAAGAUGAUGUGUGUAAUUUGCAAGCAAAGAAGGAAACCCUUAAAAGAGAACAAGCCCAAUGUAACAAAGCAAUUAACAUAAUGAAACAAAAACUGCAGGACCUCUGUCAUGAUGUUUUUAGUAGGUUGAAAGAUGAUGAGGGGAGGCCUGUCAAUCCCAGCCAGUAUGCACUUGAGUGCAGUCAUGAUGGAACCUUUCUGAUUGUGCCCAAAGAACUGGUGACCUCGGGCCACAAAAAGGAAGGCCAAAAGGGAAAGAGAAAAGGUGAGAGAAGAAAUUGAAAAUGGACUCCUUUUUGUGUGGACACUGGGAAUUUUAUUCAAGUAUUAUCUUUACUGCAAGAUCAUCACACUUAUGGGAGGGGGGAUAGUAAGAUCCAGUCACUUUGAAAAGCAAACACUGGGGAUUACUUUUAAGACGUGUUUUGUAUUUUAAGAAACAAAAAAAAAACCACCCUUAACGUUUUCAGUUUGUUAGCACUGUAGUAAGCUUUUCAAAAUCUUUUAAUGUAUAUUUAACUUAUACUUUUUGUGAAAAUAAAUUUAUACAAACUUUAUACAAAAAAUAAAUCUAUACAAACUUCUCCCUUUGAACUCCAA
Sciurus carolinensis (gray squirrel) is the source of this 2606-nucleotide messenger RNA. It is a transcript of the gene Nfe2l3, whose product is annotated as NFE2 like bZIP transcription factor 3. The transcript is spliced from 4 exons. Gene Ontology annotation, molecular function: RNA polymerase II cis-regulatory region sequence-specific DNA binding; DNA-binding transcription factor activity, RNA polymerase II-specific. Bases 234 to 2288 code for a protein of 684 amino acids. Gene Ontology annotation, cellular component: nucleus. Gene Ontology annotation, biological process: regulation of transcription by RNA polymerase II. Lineage: Eukaryota; Metazoa; Chordata; Mammalia; Rodentia; Sciuridae. The record is from RefSeq and is a predicted model, not a curated record.